GUUUAAUGUUUACCAAAUUGUUCCAGACCCCGUAAGCGGCGUCUAUACGUUGCUGAGACCUCAGUUGUUAUGUUUUGUUAAGCGUUCGUUCGUGACUUGUGUGUCGAGGUAACGGGGGAGGCUUUAGUGGGAACUGGGAAGCAAACAAGCUGCAGAAAAAGGGGACUGCGUCCAACAAGUUUGCAUCUGCGCCUGCAAACACUUGUUGCUCGUCGCUCACUGGCUGCAGCGAGUAGUUCCGAAACUCAAGUCAGGCUAAUUGUAUUAUGAGUGUUUUCUCCCGGCAGGUAACUAUUUCGUGAUAAGUGCUCGUGUGAAACGUGCUGACAAAGGAGUGUGUCGAACGAAACUUAGAACAAGGCGCCAGUUUCUUGUAAGUUAUCUACACUAUGCGUCGAGACUGAUCUGCAAGAAGACAACGCCAAGUCAACACUGCGUCCUCAACGUCCACGUCAAGAGAUGCUUGUUUAGCGUACUCACGAUGACGACAAGCUCUGCCCCAGUGACGGGACCGCUGGGUUGCACCGGGGAGGUGGAGGGGCUGAAGACGCACAUCUCGACGGCUUUUGGUGGGGUGCUGCACCGAGCUGCCAGUAACCAGCUCGAGAGGGGACUCGACCCAGGUGGGUCGACCCGCCUCGCCGGCCUCGAACGACUGACGCCGGGCCAGCUGCGGGAGCGGACGGCACGACAUCCCGUAUCCACCCCCGCACCCGAGGUGUCGCCGAAAGGCCGAGGGCGACACGCGUACGACUCGGAGCCGGGCAGACGGGCGCGGCAGGAGCCGACGUCGAAACGGCCCCGCUCGUACCUGGCUCUACUUCGCGCGGCCGUGGCCGCCGUCACGAAGUCCGACUCUUGUCGCUACACCUGUUUCUACUGCGAGAGCCGGUUCAAAUACAUGGGAACUCGGAGCACACACAUGGAGCGUGUGCACAAGAACCAGAUCACCUCAUCCAAGUCGAAGCGGAGCUCAGAGCAGGCAGAACUGGGGCAUUACCCAGAUGGUGCGUCCACCGGUGAAGACUCUCACCACAAGUCAGUGCCUUCAGUGGCACGGUCUCGGACGUCGGAGUACCCCGGCAUAUCUGAUGGCCGGCAGAAGACGUCCAGAGCGGGAGUGGCGGGUGUCGGCCGUGGCUCAUUCGAGGCCUCGGAGCCGGGCACGUCCGCCGAGUCACCGCGUGAGCCAGCCCGGCCGCACCGCGCCGAACUGCUGGCGGGGAAGGACGCGCUGGCGGCGCACGGCACAGAGGACCACCCGGCCAGCGUAGCGACGACCAGUUCGGACACGCCUACGGAACAGAUGGACUGCAGUGACGAGGCGGAGGGGCUGAAGACGCACAUCUUGACGGCUUUUGGUGGGCUGCUGGACCGAGCCCUCAGCAGUCACCUCGAGAGGGGACUCAGCCCAGGAAAAUUACUCUACGCCACGACGCCCGACGCGGAGACCGUAAAGCGGAAAGCGAUGGCGGCCCUGCACGAACUGGCCGUGCAGCGCUGCAGGUGCUGCAGGGGAUCGCAGUCGCAGGCCGACCAGGAGACGCGGUUCCCGCAGGUGCCGGCAUCCGGCAGAGAGUCGGCUGCCGGGGUGGAAGAGGGGGCCGCCUCCGGCUCGCCACCGGUGGAAACUGACCAACUCACACCUCCAAAGUGGGAGAUCCAGCAAGUGUGCGUUAAAGAAGAAACUCCGUUUCUGCACGAGUGCAAGAUGCCUGAUGACUUUGAUACCCCACAGGAUCCACCAAGCAUCGAGGAAGAGGUUCUUGAAGAUCCAGCAGCAGACUCAGGGUUCAGUGUGUUUAUUAAAGAGGAUCCAGACUUAGAUUUAGGUGUGGAUGCAACUGACAAUAAAGAGGCAGCCACAAGAGGAUACACUUCAGAUAUUACAUGCACUGGCCCAGCUGUCCCUGACGCGUCCCACCUCGGCAGUGGCUACUGCGAGGAGGACGCCCCCGCAGAUGACGUGACGACGACAUUGACAGGUGGUGCCGGUACUCUGACCUCUGCAGCUGUCGUCACAGCCGACAGUAGUGGCUGUGGUACUGAGAGCGACAGCAGGGGAACCACCGCUAGCAGUGCUGCCAAUGCGACAGGCGACGAGCUGCUCCUCACUGGCGGUGGCUCUGCCAGUACUGCCAACACUAAGCCACCAUUCUCCUACAGGAUGCUCAUAGCUAUGGCAAUAAUACAGUCACCGCACAGGAGACUGACGCUGUGGGAAAUCUUCACGUACCUCGUGAGCAGCUUCCCCUACUUCAGACGCCACAAGAAGGUCUGGCAGAAUUCGGUACGCUGCUGCCUGUGGUCUUACAAGUGCUUCGUCAAAGUGCGAGGGGAGCGUGGCGACGACAGUGGCAGAUACUGCAGCUACUGGACGCUCGACCCGCAGUGCGAGGAGAUGUUCGAGAAUGGGAAAUUCUGCUGCCGGCACGUGAAGAGACCGACCUGCAGGGGUCUCGAGGUGGCGGUGCCCGCGCGCCGAGUUCAUUCGCACCUCAGCCGCCGCGAACACCACCGCCGGCAACACGAUACACCCUACACGGGCCCGGCGGAAUACCGGCAGCUGCCGGAGACUGGAGACGGCACUGCUGUAAGCGGCGCCGAGAUGCGACUGUCCUCUCCGCUCUACAUCAGCACCGCCACCUCGACCUCGGCCGGCUCGUCGGUCUCCGAGGUGGGCAGCACCGGACGCGCCGCCCUCGAAUCGUCACACUCUGGCCGAGGCCGACGGGACUGUGACACCCGGACGUGGGACGAGACGAAACUGGCAGAAGCCGCCACUGUUUCGAUCUCUGCGUCUGGCCACACUGCCGUCGGUGACGGCUGUGGGGGAACCGCCACAGGCAGUGGUACCGGUGGGGUGGACGAAGAGCGGCUCUCCGGCGAUGCCGGCUCGGCCCGUACUGUCGACACGAAGCCGCCAAUCUGCUACGCGAAGCUCAUCGCUAUGGCCAUAGCGGAUUCACCGCAGAGGAGGGCGACGGUGACUGAGAUUUACGCCUACAUCGUGAGCCACUUCCCCUACUACGAGCGCAACAAGAAGGUCUGGCAAAAAUCGAUCCGCAACAUCCUGUCGCUUGGCAGGUACUUCGUCAAAGUGGCGCGGGAGGAUGGCGACCGCAAGGGCAAAUGCUGCUGCUUCUGGAUGCUCAAUUGGAAAUACAAGGACAGGUUCGCGAGUACCAACUUCCGCUGGAAACAGUCCCCGAAGCGGCCACUCCACAGGGGCCCGAAGGCGAUCACGGCACCUUUAGCGCCCUGCGACAAAACUGUCACCGCGCUGCACUGCACCAGCACUGCCACCCCAACCUCCACAACCGUGUCAGUCUCCGGUGUUGGGAGCCCUGGAAAGGACACACACAAUUCGUUCCACCCUCGCAGUGACCGCAGUUGGGACUUCUCGGCAUCAGGCGCAACACCAUCUGUGAGCUACACUCCAGCUGCAACUGUAACCAUGACCGGUGGCGGAGACGACUGUACCAACAGUGGGGGAACCGCCGUGUGCAGUGCUGCCGGCGGAGCAACCGAAGAGGAGCGCCGUGGCGAUGCUGGCUCGGCCCGUACUGCCAACACGAAGCCACCAUUCUGCUAUGUGAUGCUUGCUGCUAUGGCCAUAGCACAUUCACCACACAGGAGGGCGACGCAGUCGGAGAUCUGCACCUACAUCGAGAACCGUUUCCCCUACUUCGGUCGCAAGAAGAAGGUCUGGCGGAGCUCGGUCCGGGCGUACCUGUCGCUCGGCAAGUACUUCGUCAGAGUGCCGCGGGAGGACGGCGAUCACAGAGAGCACUACUGGACACUCGGCCCGCAGUACGAGGACGUUUUCAACUACGGCAGCUUCCGAGACUACCCGUGCGUGAAGCGGACGUUCUGCAGGCAGUGUGAGAAGCAGCCGUUUCUCGGGCCCUGGGAGCGGUGACGGCUGUGAGAGAGCCCGGCGGCACCGCCAGCGCCACCUUCAGAUCGCGCAGCGCAGUCCCACCGUGUCGGAGCGCCUCGAGCUGCCGACAGGUCGCAGUGCGGUCCCACACUACUCCGGACUGCCGUCACCGCCUGCCCGUACUGUGCCAGGUCUACCCAAAUUUCUGAUGGGUACAACAGUGCUCCAUUUGAAGAAAGUAAUCAUGAUGUGCUGAUGGAGCAGGAGGAGAAAACACAGUUCAUCACUUGUAGUCUUCCAACACAAGAAAUUGUGUCACAAGAGAAUAGUUUGUUCUGCAGUGCUGGCUGGUAGUGUGGGUGCGAUGGACCGGGACUUUUCUGUCUUGACCUGCAGUUCGUGCAUACAGAGCUUUACAUUAAAAUACAGCCUCAUAAUGCAUGUGUUUAUUCAUAUUGAUACUGUAGAACCACAAUAUAGAUACUGUGGUGAAGUGUGUCUCACUGAUUUCGUGCUGAAUAAGCAUUUGAAUAUGAAAUACAGUGACGUGACCCUGCAUGCUCAUUUGGUGACAAUAGGAAGGUGUGUAUUUAAUUUCUUAUUUACACAUCAGGUUCCGUAGAACCAAAAUGAGGAGCAAGUCUCCAAGGUCAUGGAUCGUGUCAGUACGUGUACAGUGUAGUUUCAGUGAUUUGUGCAAAGACGUAUUCAGUUCAAAAGAUCACGUGCCUGUUUCUUUCAGUGGUAACAAUUCAUAUAAAGAAGUCACAGACAUUGAUCACAUAUCGCAGGGACAUUGUCGUUGACCCAGUAACUACCCUCUGCCAAAAUAAAUGCACAUGUGAAGCCAUACAAAUGAACUAUUAUGUAGUAAAUACUUUGCUUUUCUUGUUACACCAAGAACUGUGCUAUUGUCUAGAGAUGUCCUUAGGUUAGUUAGUUUUAAGUAGUUCUAAGUUCUAGGGGACUGAUGACCCCACAAGUUAAGUCCCAUAGUGCUCAGAGCCAUUUGAACCAUUUCUUUAGUGUGUCACUGAUGUAAUUAUUGUGGCAAGUUGUUUGGCAGAGCUGCCAAGUUCGAAAUUCCCUUGUCAGUGCAUUCUGGGGUUAAGUCACUCACAUACAGUGUCUGUAGUGAAUUAUUUGAGACCUCUUAAUCGCAAGAGUCACAUGUUGGUGCAGUCUUAAAUCAAGAGAAGUGUAGCUUUACAUGCUGAAAGGUCUCAAUAAUAGUUUAGUGUACAGUAUAUAUUUUUUCCUUUGUUCAUUGUUGGAACAGCAUUGCAAUAUUUGUAAUGGUGUGGUUUGUUGUGUGUAGUGAACCUACUCUUUAUUGCAACAAUAAAUAUACAUAUUUUUAUUUUCAAACA
Molecule: messenger RNA, 5253 nt
Organism: Schistocerca gregaria
Lineage: Eukaryota; Metazoa; Arthropoda; Insecta; Orthoptera; Acrididae
Exons: 21
Coding region: 482-3922 (1146 amino acids)
Biological process (GO): regulation of transcription by RNA polymerase II; cell differentiation; anatomical structure morphogenesis
Molecular function (GO): RNA polymerase II cis-regulatory region sequence-specific DNA binding; DNA-binding transcription factor activity, RNA polymerase II-specific
Source: RefSeq, a predicted model, not a curated record